ACACAUACCUUACCUCAUCACCCUCUCCUCCUCUAACCUCACUUCCGCUCUCUUCCACGUCAAACCACCAAUCCUAAUUCUGGCUACGUCCAUGAUCAUUGCUUACUACACUUCACCACUCCCAGGAUCUCAUAAAUUUCUUCAGCUUCAAACUCAACUUCAGAAAAAGAAACUAUUGGUUCUGGAUCCAAGUGCGUUUCCAGAGUAGAAGUGAGACUAUUGGGCAUGAGAUAAACAUCAAGCACUAUCAUCUCCUGUCAUUGACACUAUUACUAUAAACAACACAAAAAUGGAGAGUGAAUGGAGCUGGGAACAAAACACACUCAUCAAUGAGCUAGUUCAAGGAAUGGAGCUAGCAAGGAAGUUGAAGGAAGACUUGAGAAUGCCGUACUCAGUUGACUCAAAAGAUAUGCUGCUGCAGAGGAUACUAUCUUCUUAUGAAAAGGCUCUACUCAUUCUGAGAUGCAAUGCAUCAACUUCCGAGUUGCAGGCCACGAGUCAAGCAACAGCAACUUUGUUGCCGGAGUCCCCAAUAUCCGUCCAUGGAAGUCCUCUGAGUGAGGAUCUUGAUGGGGCCGUCAAGGAUCACCAAGAAAUUAAACAUGAUUCAAAGAAAAGAAAGAUAACGCCCAAAUGGAUGGAUCAUGUAAGAGUGAGCUGCGAGAGUGGUCUUGAAGGACCGCAAGAAGAUGGCUACAACUGGAGAAAAUAUGGUCAAAAAGACAUCCUCGGAGCCAAAUAUCCCAGAAGUUACUAUAGGUGCACCUUCCGCAACACACAGGGUUGUUGGGCCACGAAGCAAGUGCAGAGAUCAGAUGAAGAUCCCACAAUAUUUGACAUAACCUACCGAGGAAAACAUACCUGUUCUCAAGGAAACAACGCCGUUUUGCCACCUAAGUCACCAGACAAACAAGAGAAGACACACAGUCAUAACAUUGACAUUCACCAUGCACAGGCAUCACAAGAAAACCUUACAAAGUUCAGAAACAUCUUGUCUGUCAACACAGACAAACUAGACAAUGGAGAUAUGGCAUAUCCUUUCACUUUCCCUUCGACUUCAUCAGGAUGCACGAAACAAUACAACCACAGCUUGAUUCCUUUGACCCUAGAGAAUGAGUAUUUCUUGAGCGAUCAAUACCAAACGCACCUGUUAUCUCCAACAACACCAGAAUCAAACUAUCUCCCAUCCCCAACUUUCCAGAUGAAUGAGUUUGGUGCAAUCUACAACAAGCCUUAUUCAGACUCAGAUAUUAAUGAGAUCAUUUCCACCAACACAUCAGCAACCAAUUCUCCAAUUCCCGAUUUCAAUUUCUCACUUGAUCCAGUGGAAAUUGACCCCAAUUUCCCUUUCAACACCCCAGGAUUUUUCUCCUGAUUGCACUAUAAAUGGAACACAUUGAGCAUAUAGUCUUCCUAAAAUAGGACAACUCCAGACAGAAGUAGAAUUUUAGAAUAAAGAAUCAGCAACUGCAGCACUUAUAAAUGUCAUUCCUUUUGGUCAAUAUUAGAAUUACAGUUUUGGCACAAUUUAGCAGUUUGAGGAGUGUACUUUCAAAUUUAUAGGUGCUCCAAAUUUGUAUUGC
Messenger RNA from Vigna unguiculata (cowpea), 1583 nucleotides. Its product is annotated as putative WRKY transcription factor 41. Gene Ontology annotation, biological process: regulation of DNA-templated transcription. Gene Ontology annotation, cellular component: nucleus. The record is from RefSeq and is a predicted model, not a curated record. Gene Ontology annotation, molecular function: transcription cis-regulatory region binding; DNA-binding transcription factor activity. NCBI's taxonomy places the organism in Eukaryota, Viridiplantae, Streptophyta, Magnoliopsida, Fabales, Fabaceae.